Aspergillus costaricaensis CBS 115574 is the source of this 325-nucleotide messenger RNA. RefSeq lists its product as uncharacterized. The record is from RefSeq and is a predicted model, not a curated record. The transcript has 2 exons. Bases 112 to 285 code for a protein of 57 amino acids. Lineage: Eukaryota; Fungi; Ascomycota; Eurotiomycetes; Eurotiales; Aspergillaceae.
CUUUUUUUCACCUGGGUUGUCCAAUACUGCCAUACUUUCUUAUAACCAGCCACUGCAGGUAAACAGGCAGUUUACACUUCCUGAAAGGCCCCGUUCUUCCUUUUAAGAACUAUGGUUGCCAUGCACCGUCCAAGAUAUACUCCAUUUCCCCUGGUAAAGAGAAAGCUCUGCAAGGCCGAGUACUCCAAGUUCUUUUGUUUUGCCCAGAUCUUUGUGAUAAUAACUACCCUGUUGAGCAGCUUCAUCGAUGGAAGUAGGUACUUGCCUAGCUCUGGGUCUUUCUAGUCGCAUCUGGUUCAAAGUUGAACCCGAGAGCAUAAACCAG